This is a messenger RNA of Lotus japonicus, 2696 nucleotides long. RefSeq names its product MICOS complex subunit MIC60, mitochondrial. The coding region runs from base 248 to 2371 and encodes 707 amino acids. Gene Ontology annotation, biological process: cristae formation. Gene Ontology annotation, cellular component: MICOS complex. The record is from RefSeq and is a predicted model, not a curated record. The transcript is spliced from 12 exons. NCBI's taxonomy places the organism in Eukaryota, Viridiplantae, Streptophyta, Magnoliopsida, Fabales, Fabaceae.
UUCCCAGCAAAAUUGCAUCCUGCCUGACGUUUCGGUUGGUUGUAGCAGGGGCUGUACUCGCUCACUCCCACUACUGCAAUCGGCGCAUUCACCUUAUUACAAUUCUCAUCACGAUCCACCCUCACCUAUCGAAUCCUUCACAAAAUCAAAAUCCUAACCCACUUAACUCUUCAAUUCCCCUUUUUUUGUAGUUCAGUCUUUCCAUCAAACACCUUGUCCCCAAUCUCUCUGCGGCUCACUUGCUGCCAUGUUGCGCAGGUCCAUUCUGGAAAUAUCGUCUCGCCGAACGGUUAGAAGGGACCCCAGAUAUUUCGUCAAUCAGAAGAUACCUUCACAUCUAUCUUCACGAAAGAAUUUCUCAAAUGCAUCAAAACCAGAUGGUGCCUCUCCUCCUGGUUCUACCGGCAAGGCACCUGAGUCUAAUAGUUCUCUACCAAGGUUUCUCAUUGGAAGUUGUGCUCUAGGAGCUGCUUUUCUAGCAACUUACCAAACUGGUUAUUUAGAUAAAUAUCUUAAGAAAGAGCCGCAAAGUGUUUCCCAGAAAGCUCAUGCCAAUGCUACCACUGGAGACUUGAAGAGUGUGCAACAUUCAAAAGAUGAGUCAGUUUCACCUAGUGUUGAGACAUUGAACAAUGGAAAUAUUGUUUUUGAUCAUGCAGAGCAGAAGACUGAUACCCAUUUUUCUCAGCCAGAGAUUGUCAUAGAAGAUCAAGGUGAUAAGCCAAUUCAUGUGCAAGACAAAUAUGAUAUCUCUGAAGAUGGUGGUGCUGCUUCUGAGAAGGAUCAGUUGCCUGAAUAUCCUCAAAGAAAUCUAACAUCUGACGAUCCAAGUAAAGAGUCUGUGGUGCAAUCUGAUGGCAUUGUUGGCAUAAAAAGUACAGAAACAGAUCCAAGUAAAGAGUCUAUGGUGCAAUCUGAUGGCAUAAAGAGUACAGAAAUAGAUCUAAGUAAAGAGUCUAUGGUGCAAUCUGAUGGCUUUGUGGCCAUAAAAAGUACAGAAACAGAUCCAAGUAAAGAGUUUGUGGUGCAAUCUGAUGGCAUUGUUGGCAUAAAAAGUACAGAAAGUGACAUUUCCCCAAGAUUGGAAGAGGAAGUAGGAACUCAACAUAGAUCCACAUCUACACAGGCCAGUGCAGUUCCAGAUGAGAAUGGGAUAAAAAAUAUUCAACCAAAUCAUCAGGAAAUAGAGGAGAUCAGAGAGAAUGUAUUAGAUAAUGACAUAGAACAACCUAACCUCCUUGAGGAAUAUCACUUAAGGAAUAAGUCAGAAGGAAGCCCUGCAACUUAUUUACAUGGUCAUGGCUUCAUUGAGAACAGCACUGAAGAGAAAGAGGCACUUACUGGUGCAAUGGAGGAGUUGAAAGAUGGUUAUGUGUCUAAGGAUGGAAAACUGGUUCUUGAUUUCUUACAAGCCAUCCAUGCUGCAGAGAAAAGACAGGCUGAUUUAGAUGCACAUGUUUUUAAUGAAGAGAAGAAAAUGUUAAAGGAAAAAUAUGAAAUGAAGUUAAAAGAUGCAGCUGCUAGAGAACUUAUGCUUGCUGAAGAAGCUGCAAUGAUGGACAAGGAGCUAAAAAGAGAAAGAGCAAAAGCAGCCCUUGCUCUGAAGUCACUUCAAGAAAAGAUGGAACAGAAACUGAAGAUAGAACUUGAUCAAAAGGAAACUGAAGCAGAAUUGAAAUUGCAAAAUGUUCAGGAAUUGGCCAAGGCAGAGUUAAAUGCAGCCUUAGCAAAUGAGAAGGCAGCCCAAAUUGAAAAAAUGGCUGAAGCAAAUAUUAAUAUUAAUGCCUUGUGCAUGGCAUUUUAUGCUCGAUCUGAAGAAGCUCGACAAAGUCAUGCUGCACAAAGUUUUGCUCUGAGAGCACUUGCACUUGAAGAUGCACUGUCAAAAGGAUUGCCAAUUCAGACUGAAAUAGCAUCCUUGCAGUCUAAUCUUGAAGGAAUAGAUAAAGAUUCAGUUUUGGAUUUGGUGCUAGCAUCCCUUCCUGAAGAGACACUAAACAAAGGCACUGACACGCAACUGCAGUUAAAGCAAAAGUUUGACUCCUUAAAGGGUACACUACGACACUUCAUCUUCUUCCCACCAGGAGGGAGAGGUAUAUUGGCACAUUCGGUGGCACAUGUAGCAUCCUGGUUAAAGGUUAGGGAAGCUGACCAAUCAGGUGAUGGGAUUGAAUCUGUCAUUAACAAAGUUGAGAGUUACUUGGCUGAAGGAAAACUUGCUGAUGCAGCAGCAUUCCUAGAAGAAAGUGUGAGAGGCACCGAAGCUGCAGAGAUUGUUGCAGCUUGGGUGAAGCAAGCAAGAAACAGGGCUAUUUCUGAGCAAGCUGUAGUUCUUCUUCAAUCUUAUGCUAAUUCCCUUAGCCAUACAUGAUAAUCAAAUUUUGAAUAAUUACGAAACCGUGUCGAUUUUAAUACCUAAGAUUGCAGAGGUUGUCUGGUUCCGCCAUGGAUGCCAACGGGAAUUGCCUGAACUAUUGAUCCUAGAAGAAAAACAAGUUAGCCUCCUUUUUGUUUCAUAGCAGCUGAAAUUUAUUGAUUUGUGAAAUCUAAGUAACUCCAAUGGUUUUGGAGUUUGGAUUGAAGCGAUAUCAGGCUCUGUAUAAUUUUAUUUUUUUGUCACGAAUGCCAAAAAUGUUGCAUUGCUCACUAUGGAAAUUUCAAUAAUAUACCCCAGGCGACUGGAAGUCAAAUGUUUA